Messenger RNA from Penicillium macrosclerotiorum, 1506 nucleotides. Its product is annotated as ALDH-like protein. Lineage: Eukaryota; Fungi; Ascomycota; Eurotiomycetes; Eurotiales; Aspergillaceae. Gene Ontology annotation, molecular function: succinate-semialdehyde dehydrogenase (NAD+) activity. The coding region runs from base 1 to 1506 and encodes 501 amino acids. The transcript has 4 exons. The record is from RefSeq and is a predicted model, not a curated record.
AUGAAGUACUUCGACAAACUUCUCAGACGACCUGUAACUACAACUCGCAUCAAAGCUUUGUCUUCGGAACCAACGGGCGUGACUCGAUUUAUCGGAUUCUUCGCCAUGUCGGAUCAACUCACAAUUAUCCCGCUACGUAUCGGCGGCAAAGAGACGGCGUCCGCCCCGUCCAUUCGCUUUCCUGUAUACUGUAACGCACAGCAGAAGGAUGUUUAUUUGGCCGAGUCUGCUGAUGCGACAACGGCGAAACUCGCUGCAGAUGCAGCUCAAGAAGCCUUCACAACUUGGAAGAAAGUUCCAGCAGUAGAUCGUCGCGAACUUCUGCAAAAUUACGCCAGAUCUUUGCGCGCGAAUACGGAAAGGCUCAUCGCUGUUCAACAGGAGGAGACCAGUGCGCCGGAUUUAUGGUGCCGGAAGAAUAUCGAGCUUGCCGUUGGUUUGGUUGAGGAAACCGCCGCAUGCAUAACCUCGUUGAACGGAUCCAUUCCGCAAACUAGUUCCUCGUUGGUUCUAUCUCUCGCAUUCACCGUCCCCAUCGGUCCUGUUCUUGUCAUUGCACCCUGGAACUCUCCCAUUAUCCUUGGAGCUAGAAACAUCGCAACGGCUGUCGCCGCUGGCUGCACAGUUGUGUUCAAGGUAUCUGAGAAUUGUCCUCAAUUACACCACCUUCUCGUUCAUCUCUUUGAAGAUGCUGGCCUUCCUAAGGGCAUAAUUAAUGUAAUCCAAGCAAGUCGAGAAAUGGCCAGUGAAGUGACCGAGGCGGUGAUUGCCCAUCAAGCUAUCCGGAAGGUCGAGUUCGUUGGCAGUGCCUCAGUUGGUCGUGCCAUUGGUCAGCUCUGCGCAAAGUAUUUGAAGCCUAUAUUCAUGGAGCUGGGCGGGAAAGGACCCGCUAUUGUGCUCGAAGAUGCUGAUUUGACGGCUGCUGCAAAGCGAUGUGUACUGGGCGAGAGAAUCAUAGUCGCGGAGAAAGUGGCAUCGGAGUUUCGCAAGCUACUACUAGCCGAAGUCGAAUCCUUCCCUGUCACGGACGGAGUCAGUCCCAGGAUCGUGGAAGCUUCUCGUCAAAAACUUCUCGAUGCAGAGAAGAAAGGAGCUACUUUCCUUUAUGGCGGCACUGACAAGCUUUCACCAUCAAAGCUUCGCCCAACAAUUCUUGAGGGAGUGACGAAAGACAUGGAUAUCUAUUAUGAGGAGGCCUUUGGCCCUUCUGUAGCUCUUUUUGUUGCCCGUGACGAUGAUCAUGCCAUUGAGAUUGCCAACGACAGCCCUUAUGGACUGAAUGCUGCUAUUCACACGCUGGAUUUCAAUCGAGCUUGGCAGAUGACUCAGGCUCUCGAUUUUGGUCAAAUCCAUGUCAACAAUAUGACACCCCAUGAUGAACCGACAUUCCCAAUUGGUGGGGUAAAGGGGAGUGGAUGGGGCCGAAACAAUGCCCUUUGGGGUCUACGGGAGUUUAGUGAAACGAAGCUGAUGACUUGGAGCGUCGAGGGACAGAAGUUUGUCUAG